GCGGCGGCCGCCAUUGCGACAUAUGUGUGUGACAAGUCAUGACAUUUAUGUACAAGAUUUAUGAAAAAAUCCAAUGGCAGAUUCAUUCUUUGGGUUCGAUACUUCAUUAUCGAACUUAAAUGACGACGAAGGUUGCGCAGAACCCUCAGAGGACGAAUACGAUGCGUUGAACGAUGAGACAUUCGGCCAUGGAUCCGACGAAUAUGACUGGGAGUUGGAACAUGAGCACCUCGCCGGACAGCUCGAGAGCAGUCGACGCCAGAACAGCGGCAUCGACGAGAUUGCCAACUCACAGCUCGAGCUGUCACUGUCGCAGCUAGUUUUGGACGAUACGGACGCGCCGCAGUCCGGGUCGCUCGGCUCCAGCGUUUGGAGAAACGAUGCACCCUUCCCAGGACCGCCGGCCCCGGCGCCGCUCAAGAAUGUAUGCACGGUCGAGGAGUUGGAGCGGCAGCUGCGUCACGCGCAGUCGCAACCCAUGCAACAGCACUCCUCGCAGCAGCCGUACAACUCGCAGAACUACUACCAGCCAAGGUUUCCGGUGAUACUACAAAGACCUCCAGGCUUACAAGCGCCCGUAUUAGUACCGUUCGUAUCCCAGCAGCACAACAUGAACCAACCAAUGAACACAAUGCUCAGUCAGAACAAUCAAAUUCCGCAAAACAAUCAAAUGAUGAGCAAUCAAAUGGGCCAAAACCAGUUUAUGCAGAACAACCAGAUUGGACAGUUUCAGAACAGUCAAAUGGGAACGAAUUUAGGGCCUAAUGUACACCAGAUGAGACAAAACAUGAAAAUGAAUCAAAUGGGUCCAAAGAAACCUAUGCCACAGAACUUAAACCAGAUGAGCCAAAACGUUAAUCAAAUGCCCAAAAAUAUGACACAAAUGGGACAGAAUAUCGCCCAACCACAUCCUCAAAUUAAUCAGAACAUCCCGCAAAUGAAUCCGAACAUAAAUCAAAUGAACCUGUCUCAGAUGCCGCAUAAUUACAAUCACAUGAACCAAAAUUCUAGCCAAAUGGGUCCAGGUAUGAAUCAGAUUGGCCCAAACACAAACCACAUGGGACCAGGUAUAGGCCAAAUAUCCCAACCGAUUAACAAACUAGGUUCAAACGUUAACCAAAUGACGCCCAACAUGAAUCAAAACUCAAAUCAUAUAAAUCAAAUGAUUCCCAAUUUGAACAAAAUGCCUCCCAAUUCUCAGUUGGCUCAAAAUUCAAACCAAUUAAGCUCUAACACAAAACCGAUGGGUCAAAACGUAAAUCAAAUGAUGAACGGUAAUCAGUUUGGCCAAAUGAAUCAGUUCCCGCAUAUGAUGGGCCAACCUCGCAUGAUGGGGCCUCCACCUGGUAUCAAUAUGCCCAGGCAAAACUACAACCAGCAGAACGUUGGACAGUUUAAUUCCAACAUUCGAGGGCCGACACUGAAGAAUGAAUCGCAGCAAGUGCCCACUCAACAAUACAAUCAGAUCGCGAACAAAAUGAGCCAGCCAGCCAAAUCAGUAUCCCCGCAGAGGCUAAAGAAAACCGAAACGAAACAAAAGACAAGAAUCUACAACAACACAAACUUAUCCUCGCAGAAUUUAGUUCAAAUGAUACAGAACACUCAUCCGAUACUGCAGUACAACAGCGGGUUCCAUAAUGCAUCGCACCAUCCCAUGCUGGGUCGUGGACCUCUGAACAAUCAGCUCAACCAUCCACUCUUGAAUCAGAGGCAGAACGGAACCUACAGUAACAGAGACUCUUCGCAAGACGAGGAGGUCGCCAACGAAGAUGAGUACGCUGGUCUCAUGUCGCAGAGGGAGAAGCAGUGGCUACUGAACAUACAGAUGCUGCAACUGAACACGGGGACUCCGUACAUACACGAUUAUUAUUAUACCGUCUUCUUAGAGAGGCAGGCAAAUAAAGAGAAGGAAGGCGUGAAGGAAGCUCACAAGGCCAACCAACAGAAUCAUCCCUUCUACAGCGGCAUGAAGCAAGACGGUCACCAGCACAGAGAGCGGCACAACUCCAACCGACACAACUCGACGGGCGAGGAGGCCGGGGCUCCGCGGGCCUACGUGCCGACGCAAUUCGAGAACUCGCUCGGGAAGCUGCAGUGUGGCAGCGUUACUGCCCCAAGGAAGUUGAUAGACGUGGAAGUGGUCGGUGGAGAGGUGGCACCCUCCAGGAUGUCCAGAGCUUCCAGUGUGGCGAGCACAGCCAAUCCUGCUGAAGCGCCUAGAGAGAUGAAAAGGACGAAACAAUUGCUCCUAGAUAUAGAAGCGCUGUAUCUGAUCCUGUUGAGAUUAGAAGAGCUAAACGACCCGCUGGCGAUAUCCAAUGCGUUAAUACUGAAGGAAAGAGAAGAGAAACAAAAACUAUUAGACGUAGCUCAGAAAGAACUGAACAAAGAGGACGAUGACGAUUCUAAUCUGUUCUUGAAGAAUAUAGAGUCGGUGCAGAGGAGGCCCAAACAGGAGAGCCCCAAGAACGAGAGCAUCGAUAAGAGACAGGUCGUCAACCUGGCGGUAGCCCAGAAGCCGGCACCGGUGAACCUUCUGGACGAGAACAAGGAUGACCUGAUCAGCAAGAUGUUCGCGGGCCUGCUGCACGCCGACCGCGUGGCGCAAAUGAUGAACGUCAGGAAGGGAAGGAUGCUAAUAUCUCGCUUCGUGAGGCGAGUGGGUCCGAGUCACCCUCGCCUGCGCACGCUGUGGGGCCGCCUGCUGAGGGCGCUCACCGUCGCCCGACGUCACGACCCGACCGUCGAUCUAGCGACCCCGUACGCAGAAUACAUCCAGAGCACGACGGGCUGGUCGGCCGUGCUGGAGUCGUGCAGCGUUCUGUCCGAAGCGUUGGAUCCCGCUCGCACGCCUCACGCUCUGUCGUCAUCUUUUACGCUCUCGGCCAUCUGCGCUCUAGUACUGAAAGCGUCUACCCUGGUGAGCACGGGUGAGCCCUCCGCCGGCGAGCGCCAGUGGGCCAAGUUCCUGCGCACGGCGGCCCGCGCCCUCCGCGCCGCACCGCCAGGCCCCCGCCCCGCGCGCCCCCUGCCCGAGCCCCGCCUGCGCCGCCACCUCCGCCAGCUCGAGGCGCGCGGGCCCGUCGAGAUCCUGCAGCGCGGCCAGGCGCCCAACCUCGUCGACAUGACGAAGCAAGAGAUGCACGAGCUGCUCGUGAAGCAUCUGUGCUGAUGUCCGCGGGCCGAGCCUCGACAGAAGUGUAACUUCUCGGGCUGCAGAAGUGUAACUUCUCGGGUCGGGCAUGCGGAGCUCAGAGCUUUAGUGCGGCGCUUAUGAAGCUCCUGAGCGACGAAACGUUUUACUAAACGAGAAGACACGUUUUUUUACUAAUUAACUUUUAAUUUGUUUUCUUAAUUUUUAUAUGUAGAGUACGUAAUUGUAAAUAUAUAUUCAUAUAUAUAUAAAAGAAAGAAUGACAGCAAAAUCGAUGCAAAAUUAUUGUUUAUUUUUCUACAGGCGGCUACAUAUUUCUUAUUCUGUGUUGCCAACGGUCGAGCGAUUGGUUAUUGUUAUGCUUUUAAAUUGUAAAGAUUAAAACGGACAGUUAUAUAGUAUAUGAUCUGGUUAUCGGGAGCUGACAUUUUUUAUUUUAUUUUAUUGUCACGAUGUCGAGGGGUGAAAGGCUGUUUUUGUUUACGUGACAUUUAUCUUUGUAAUUAAAGAUGCGUUUUA
Bombyx mandarina (wild silkworm) is the source of this 3673-nucleotide messenger RNA. RefSeq lists its product as uncharacterized. Gene Ontology annotation, molecular function: RNA binding. NCBI's taxonomy places the organism in Eukaryota, Metazoa, Arthropoda, Insecta, Lepidoptera, Bombycidae. Gene Ontology annotation, biological process: deadenylation-dependent decapping of nuclear-transcribed mRNA; P-body assembly. The record is from RefSeq and is a predicted model, not a curated record. Gene Ontology annotation, cellular component: P-body.